CUGUCAUCCAAGCAACCGAGCAGUUGUCUUCUUCUUUGCAGCCGAAGUUCAUCCAUGAUUUCUAGCCGCCAAAGUUCCCCAAUGUCUUCCAAUUACCCAAGCCAUAAAAACCAUACCUCAAAUGGCUUUCAUCAAGGCCAAGUGGUAGUGGUGGCUGUACCUUUUCCAGCUCAAGGCCAUCUCAACCAGCUUCUUCAUCUCUCUCGCCUGAUCUUGGCACACAAUAUACCAAUUCAUUAUGUUGGCACAGCCACCCACAAUCGUCAGGCCACAGUUCGGGUCCAAGGUUGGGACCCAAAAUCCAUUUCAAACAUCCAUUUUCAUGACUUCGAAGUUCCUCCUUUCGUUACCCCUCCUCCCAACCCCAAUUCAGAAACCAAGUUCCCUUCUCAUCUCCUUCCUUCCUUUGAGGCCUCCUCACAUCUACGCGAGCCCGUGGCUGCACUUCUGCGAUCCCUUUCAUCUGUUUCUAGAAGGGUUGUUGUGAUCCAUGACUCCCUAAUGGCAUCUGUGGUGCAAGAUGCCACUGAAAUUGCAAAUGUUGAGAGCUACACUUUCCACAGCGUCUCUGCCUUUACCAUGUUCUUGCAUCUCUGGGAGGAAAUGCGAAAACCUUUGAUAGAAAGCACUCAUAUCCCUAAAGAAGUUCCUUCUCUUGAAGGGUGCUUCCCAAACCGAUUCCUAGAUUUCAUUGCUUCACAGUAUACAUUCCAUAAAUUCAGUGAAGGGUACCUUUACAACACAAACAGGGCAGUAGAAGGUCCCUACAUGGAGUUAAUAGAACGAAUCAGCGGUAGCAAGAAGCACUGGGCUCUAGGACCGCUCAACCCUUUAACCAUCGAGAAGAAAAGUAACGAGGCCAGGCACUUCAGCUUGGAGUGGCUGAAACAGAAACCAAAGUCAGUGAUAUAUGUAUCUUUUGGGACAACAACGGCCUUCACAGAGGAACAACUCAAGCAGCUGGCGAUCGGAUUGGAACGAAGCGAGCAGAAGUUCAUCUGGGUACUGAGAGACGCUGAUAAAGGCGACGUCUUUAAUGGAGAAGUUAGACGAGCUGAGCUUCCGAGGGGAUUUGAAGAGAGAGCCGAAGGCAUCGGAUUGGUGGUGAGAACCUGGGCACCCCAAUUGGAAAUUCUAAGCCACCCUUCAACGGGAGGGUUUAUGAGUCACUGCGGGUGGAAUUCAAGCAUGGAGAGCAUCACUAUGGGGGUACCAAUAGCAGCAUGGCCUAUGCACUCGGACCAGCCAAGGAAUAGAGUUCUGAUGACACAGGUGCUCAAGGUUGGUGUGGUUGUCAAGGAUUGGGCUCGCAGAGAUGAGAUCGUUACCGCUUCAGAUAUUGAGAAUGCUGUGAGGAGAUUGAUGACGACAAAGGAAGGUGAUGAAAUGAGGAAGAGGGCAAUGAACCUCAAAAAUGCUGUGCGAAGGUCGACGGAUGAAGGAGGAGCUUCACGUCUGGAAAUGGAUGCUUUCAUUGCUCAUAUCACUAGAUAGUGUGGUUCUACUUGCACACUGGUUCUUGUGCCUUGCCCACCAAAUAAUUUUAUCCAAAUAGAAUGGGGCAGCUUUCAUUGUAUGCGAAGGUCAGAAAAACCUUGGCACCAGACCGAAAGGCUCUGCUCUUUCUGUGUCCUUGUGAAGGUUUCCUCAACGACUGUUAUUUUGUCCUCCAUUUCCAAAUUCCAAUCCAGUCAUCCAGAUCUUGAGCAUUUUCCCUCCACUAAUCAGGUGAGUGCGUAUGUAUAUAUAUAUAUAUAUAUAUAUGUAUAAACUUUUGUUUGAUGUUUCAAUCAAAGUGUAAAAAUGAUCAUAUCACAAGUUUGCCUAUAUUGCCAUUACAUUAUUCCUGCUAUU
Molecule: messenger RNA, 1854 nt
Organism: Prosopis cineraria
Lineage: Eukaryota; Viridiplantae; Streptophyta; Magnoliopsida; Fabales; Fabaceae
Product: zeatin O-glucosyltransferase-like
Molecular function (GO): UDP-glycosyltransferase activity
Source: RefSeq, a predicted model, not a curated record